Molecule: messenger RNA, 2575 nt
Organism: Impatiens glandulifera
Lineage: Eukaryota; Viridiplantae; Streptophyta; Magnoliopsida; Ericales; Balsaminaceae
Product: probable pre-mRNA-splicing factor ATP-dependent RNA helicase DEAH4
Exons: 1
Coding region: 318-2429 (703 amino acids)
Cellular component (GO): intracellular anatomical structure
Molecular function (GO): RNA binding; ATP binding
Source: RefSeq, a predicted model, not a curated record
UAUUCUUUAAAUAAAGGCCCACUGGACCAACUUUUUUUUUUUAACACCGGCCCAUCAAUCUUCAAAGCCUUUCUUCUUUAGCCAGCCCUAAUCCUCCUUCAAAUUCUUCCUUCACAUUUUCUUCAUAUCAAAUACACACAAAUCUUUCUCUUUCUUCAGCUCAAACGCACAUCCCUCAAGUGCUUAAUUGAAGCAGAAAGAAUCCAUCUUUAAGCUUCUAGAAUCCGGCAACGCUCUGCCGCUCCUUCUAUUUAUGUAGACGCGUCCGUGUAUAGAAUACACGACAUCAGAUUUACAAUUCUUUCCCAACCCGAUCGAUGGCUAACCUUCCGAUCGUCCAAUUUGAAGACAAGAUCUUAGAUACAGUUGAGAAACACCCAGUUGUAGUUAUCAUAGGACAGACUGGUUCCGGAAAAAGCACCCAACUCUCCCAGAUGCUCCACAGAAAAGGCUACUCCAAAUCCGGCAUCAUCGCCGUAACUCAGCCUCGACGAGUCGCAGCAGUGUCUGUCUCAAGACGGGUUGCUCAGGAAAUGGAUGUACCACUUGGAGAAGAAGUAGGAUACGCUAUACGAUUUGAAGACAGAACUUCAGAGAAAACAACUAUAAAGUACCUCACUGAUGGAGUCCUUCUCCGUGAAAGCCUCUCUAACCCUGAACUCAAUCAAUAUUCCGUCAUCAUCUUAGAUGAAGCUCACGAAAGAAGUCUUAACACUGAUAUAUUAAUGGGUUUGAUGAAGAGGUUGAUUAAACUACGGUCAUCUAAUCUAAAGGUUUUAAUCACAUCAGCUACCCUCGACGGUGAAAAAGUGUCGAGAUUCUUCUCAAAUUGCCCUGUAUUGAAUGUCCCAGGUAAAUUAUUCCCUGUAAAUAUCCUAUACACCCCAGAAAAGCCAUUAAGUUAUCUUGAAUCCGCCUUGGAAACUGCCAUGGCUAUACAUGUUAAAGAGGCAAAAGGAGAUGUAUUAAUAUUCAUGACUGGACAGGAUGAUAUUGAGAAACUAGUUAAGAAGUUGGAAGAAAGAGUCCAAAGUCUUGAAGAAGGUUCAUGUAUGGAUGCUAUUAUCCUUCCCCUUCAUGGUUCCUUGCCACCUCAAAUGCAGGUGCGUGUAUUCAAUCCUCCACCUGAAAACUGUAGACGGUUUAUUGUCGCCACAAAUAUAGCUGAAACUUCUUUGACUGUUGACGGUGUUGUGUUCGUAAUUGAUUCUGGUUAUGUUAAGCAAAGGCAAUAUAACCCCUCUUCCGGCAUGUAUUCACUUGAUAUUGUUCAAAUUAGUAAAGUACAGGCAGACCAACGAGCAGGACGAGCUGGAAGAACCGGUCCCGGAAAAUGCCAUCGAUUAUACCCUUCCAGAUACUACAACGAAGAAUUCAUAGAUGCGACAAUCCCCGAGAUUCAGCGAUCUUCUCUCGCUGGAACUGUACUUUACUUAAAAUCCCUUGACCUUCCAGAUAUCGAUAUUCUCAAAUUCGAUUUUCUUGACCCCCCUUCAUCUGAUUCUUUAGAGGAUGCCUUAAAGCAGCUAUAUCUUAUCGAUGCUAUAGAGGAUGAUGGAACAAUUACAAGUAUUGGUCGAACAAUGGCUGAGCUUCCAUUGGAGCCGUCGCUCUCCAGGACUUUGUUAGAGGCGAAUAAUUACGGUUGCUUAUCACAAGCAUUGUCGGUUGCUGCUAUGCUUUCGGCUGAAACAUCGUUAUUUCCUGGAAAAAGCAAGAAGAGGAAGGAUCGUGAUCAAGAUCAUGAUCAUCAUGAUCCAGUGCUUCCUAAUGGGUCUGGUUUUGGAGACCAUAUUCAACUGUUACAGAUCUAUGAUUUAUGGGAUGAGCAUGAUUUUGAUGUGAAGUGGUGUAAAGAUAACAAUUUACAAGUAAGAGGAAUGUUGUUUGUUAAGGAUGUUAGGAAGCAACUAUCUCAAAUAAUGCAGAAGAUGGAAAGAAAGGAGAGACGGGGAAGGAAAGAAAGAGAUUUCGAUUUGUACACGAAACUGAGGAAAGCUUUAUGCGUUGGAUAUGCGAAUCAGCUUGCUGAAAGGAUGAUUCGUCAUAAUGGAUAUAAAACUAUGGGUUUUAAGUCUCAGCUUGUUCAGGUUCAUCCGUCGUCUGUAUUGGAAGCGGAUGAAGAGGGGAUGUUUCCAAAUUAUGUUGUGUAUCACGAACUCAUAGCGACCACACGUCCUUUCUUGAGGAAUGUUUGCGCGGUUGAGAUGGAAUGGGUUAGGCCGAUCUUGAGUAAGCUUGAGAAAGUAGAUGUUAAGAAGCUGAGUGGAGGAUCUCAUCAGCCAGCAGCUGAAGAAGCGAAGGAAAGUUUGUUGCCAGGAAAAGAUGAAGCCAUCAUUAUUGCUAAGCCUGCUGCUGCUGAUGAUGACCCUCAGAGUAGAAUACAAGCUGCGAAGGAUCGAUUUCUUGCUCGUAAAGGAAAGAAAUGAAAGGAGUUUGUUUAUCAUCAGGAGACUGUCUUGUUAGGUAAUAGGUUAGCUAGUCCUUGUGUGGUGUGUCUUUGGAUUGUAGACUCUUGAUGUUUAUUAAUUAAGGGUGUUGAAAAGAUUUAGAAAAUGUGAUAAUUGUUUUUGAA